This is a messenger RNA of Scatophagus argus, 3419 nucleotides long. It is a transcript of the gene glis2b, whose product is annotated as GLIS family zinc finger 2b. Gene Ontology annotation, molecular function: DNA-binding transcription factor activity, RNA polymerase II-specific; RNA polymerase II cis-regulatory region sequence-specific DNA binding. The coding region runs from base 1121 to 2572 and encodes 483 amino acids. Gene Ontology annotation, biological process: smoothened signaling pathway; regulation of transcription by RNA polymerase II. NCBI's taxonomy places the organism in Eukaryota, Metazoa, Chordata, Actinopteri, Scatophagidae. Gene Ontology annotation, cellular component: nucleus. The transcript is spliced from 7 exons. The record is from RefSeq and is a predicted model, not a curated record.
CGAGGAACAGAGGGCAGUUAUCCCUCAGGAAGGCAUGGUGAUGCAGGGGAGCUGAGGCGGAGAGAGGGCCGUGAGGACAGACAGAGGGAACGAGGGAGGGAGAGGGAGCGAGAGAAGAGGGGGAGAGUUUGGAGAGGAGCCGGGGACUGCCCAUGGUGGAGGGGCGGAGCAGUAAGCAUGCGCUGAGCUGGCAGAGUCUGAGCUGGUCCUGACGGGCUGGCUGGUCUCCGGGCGGCUGUCUGUGCGCUUCAGACGGUCGUGGGGGAGACUACCAGCAACACUCAGCGCGUCCUCGAGUGCUCAGAGGAGGUGGAGGGGGGGAAAAAAACACAGAAGAGUCGCGGGGAUAACUGCGAGCAAAGAAAGCAAACAGCCCCACCUCGUCAUCUGGAAAAGCACCGAAGAAGAAGAAGGAGACGAUCCUCCGCCCCUCUACCCCACACCCCGACGCCAACCCGCCCUAUCUACCCUACCCACCACUUCGUGCCAUCCCUCUGGUCUGAACUGCCCUCCCACCCCGCCAGGAGAACCACGACCACCCAUAGGAAACCCCCGCUUGACCAGCGUUGCCAUUAAGCGAUGCGCUUUGAAUUUAGGAAGAAAUCACCUACGCGGUUUUGAUGCACAACACAACCAGUGGUCUUCUUUUUUUUUCCUUAGCGGGGAACAGUUAAGGCUACGGAUCUGGGUGUUUACACUUUUUGACGGGUUUCCAGUGGCAUGAUAACAUGCAGCAUAUUAUCAUCCCACGGCGACAGACCAGGUUGUCAUUCCAUAGAUUAGUCUUUAUUUAAACAACCAGCUGUCACACACGCUGGCAUUUGAGCCUAUGUUUGAUUUUUCCAUGAUUAGAAAUAAUCCUGACAAUGGUCUCUGAGCGGACCGCCUCUCCAGACACCUAGUAAUAUUUUUUUCAAGACGUGUCAGCUCAAGGUUUCUUUUUCAUCGAAGAAAAAAAGCGACAAAUUGACGAGGAGUCAUUAGACAUCGACACCGAUUGAGCCGUAGGACUUUGCGUGCGAAGUUUACACCUGGAAGAGGGGGGCCAAGUCGGAGAUAUCUCGGCCAUAUCCAAGAGGCGUUUUUUCCCUGUAAGGUGGGAGGUCAGCGGGUUGCGGCUAUGCUGUCCUUGGAUGAGCCCCUGGACCUAAAGCUUCCUCGGCGGGCCAAUGGGAGGGACAGAGGAGCGCGUUCGCCCCCUCUCUCCCCGCUGCACCCCAAGCGAGCUCGUCAGCUCCGCAUGGCGGAUGAUGGUACCGCAGUCAUAGAGCCUGCCUCUCCAGCAUCUCCACACACAGGUGUGCAGGUGGUCCCUCAUGAUCGAACAGACACCCCGACCCCCCCUGUGGUGGACCUGAGCAUGUCUCCCUCCUCUCGCCACACCCCCAGCUCUCCAGAAAUGACCAAUGGCAACUAUGUCCCCUCAGGGAAUUCUCACAUCUCACAGGCCUUUCAGUUCUUUGUGCCAAUCGGAGCUGGGGCAGGACUUCACCUGCCAUCCUCCAUGUUUAUUGGCCAGACGAGUGACAAGAGAGCCUCUCCUGACCUCUCAGCGGAUGAACAACUGGCCUGUCGCUGGAAGAAGUGCCAUCUGCUCUUUGACUCUCUGCAAGACCUGGUGGAUCAUGUCAAUGACUUCCAUGUCAAACCUGAAAAGGAUUCUGGGUACUGCUGCCACUGGGAGGGCUGUGCUCGCAAAGGGAGGGGUUUCAAUGCUAGGUACAAGAUGCUCAUCCACAUCCGCACCCACACUAACGAGAAGCCUCACCGCUGUCCCACCUGCAACAAGAGCUUCUCGCGCCUGGAGAACCUUAAGAUACACAACCGGUCACACACAGGUGAAAAGCCCUACAUUUGUCCUUACGAGGGUUGCAACAAGCGUUACUCCAACUCCAGCGACCGCUUCAAGCACACACGCACACACUAUGUGGACAAGCCCUACUACUGCAAGAUGGUGGGCUGCCUGAAGCGCUACACAGACCCCAGCUCUCUCCGCAAGCACAUCAAGGCCCACGGCCACUUUGUGGCUCAGGAGCACAGCUCACCAGGUGGGGUGGGCUCCUUGCUGAAGGGGAGUCAAAGUGGUGGGCUUGCUAGCGAAGUGGGGAAGGAUUCAGAGCUGUCCUAUGUGAGUGCAGCCCACAUUAUCAUCCCAGGAGCUGCGGCUGCUCUCCUGGGAGGCCAUGCUCUGCAGGGUCUUGGUGGUGCCCUGCCACUGUCUCCUCUAAGUCCUCGGCCCCUGGACCUCAGCACACUGGGUUGCCCCAGCUCACCUCCAGGCAGCGUGGGACCCAUCCUGUCCUUCAACAGCUCCCCGCUGAGCCUGGCCAAGUCCCCCCUGCUCUCAUCAGCGUUCCCCUCCUCGACCAUGGGCCUGCCAAUGGUGCCCAUGCUGGGAGCCUCAUCUGAGCGCAGGGCCCAGAGCCAGCAAGCCAAGAAGGGCCGGGAGGAGGAGGCCAAGAACGAGGUGACGGGAAGGAUCCUGAACCUCUCCACAGGGUCUCAUGAUCCCAUGUCCUGGGUGGUCAUCCCUCCAGGCACUGUGGUGCUCAAGCCAGCUGUGGUUAACUGACACACACACACACACACACACACACACAGACAUACACACAUACACACACACACACACAUUCCAGAAGAGCUCAGGGGGUCGGGAUGGGAGGGUGAACGCCGUAGUGUGGGUACAGGCGGUCAAAGGUGAUAGGGACUGGCUCGCACAAUCAAACCCAGAGGGAGGUUGGAAAAGGUGAAAACUGUAGAGAAACUCAAAUCAAACCCUCGAUCGGCAGAGCAACAGCUAACAGUACACCUCACAAGAAUUAAGUAUACAACGCAAGCCUCUUGCAUUGAUGGGAAACUAAACCUGAGGCCCAAGAACUCUGUUCAGGACCAUGUAUGGCUCUGUAUUUCUAUCACAAGGCCUGAUAAUGGGCUCCUCUUUGCUCUCUUUUAUUUUAUACUUUAUUCAUUCCUGUUUGCUGGUUCUGUGGACAGGGACCACGAACGUGACAGUCUUAGUGCUCUGUGUUCUUACAAAAGUCCCGAUUCAUUGAUAAGUAUUUAUAUGACUGUACUUUAUCGACAGUGUGCCUCCAGCUUAGCAGUGAGAUAGACACACCAUGAAACCGAAUGACGCACUCACAGUUAGGCAAAACGACGUGCACGAAAACAGGACGAUUCUCCACGGCUGAUUUUAAAGUUACAACCUAUUUUUCACAGGCUGCUGUGAUUAAUAUGAUUCAGACGGGCUUGCCACACCAAAGCAAGUGAACUCGAAACUGUCUUGGUUUUGUCCAGGAACAGGCUGCAGUUUCAGCUCUAAGACAGUUCAGUUAAACACAGCACUUAAUAGUGUCAACUGGUUAUAGUAUUAAAACCUCAAAACUGCUGCUAACCUCUCAGCUCCCCCCCCCAGUGUA